Messenger RNA from Neoarius graeffei (lesser salmon catfish), 4341 nucleotides. Its product is annotated as NACHT, LRR and PYD domains-containing protein 3-like. The transcript is spliced from 18 exons. The coding region runs from base 46 to 4341 and encodes 1431 amino acids. Gene Ontology annotation, molecular function: protein binding. NCBI's taxonomy places the organism in Eukaryota, Metazoa, Chordata, Actinopteri, Siluriformes, Ariidae. The record is from RefSeq and is a predicted model, not a curated record.
UCAGGUGAAGGUCAGCAGGUUUUAUUUUUUUGUGAUCAGAAAAACAUGUGGCUCUUUGGGGGGGAAAAAUCAUCAGAUGAAACGAAGGAAAGGCCUGUCUCACCUGGACCCAGCUGUGUGUCCUUUCAGAGUGACGGCUCAAUGGUGCAGCCUCUCAGUUUUACAGAUGGAGCAUCCUCUGUGGAAAGUGAAACGAAGGAAAGGCCUGUCUCACCUGGACCCAGCUGUGUGUCCUUUCAGAGUGACGGCUCAAUGGUGCAGCCUCUCAGUUUUACAGAUGGAGCAUCCUCUGUGGAAAGUGAAACGAAAGAAAGGCCUGUCUCACCUGGACCCAGCUGUGUGUCCUUUCAGAGUGACGGCUCAAUGGUGCAGCCUCUCAGUUUUACAGAUGGAGCAUCCUCUGUGGAAAGAACCCCAAAACAGGAACCAGAAAACAGCUGCAGAAAUUGGAUGGAGUCCGUAUUCCAGCUGGAGCACAAAGUCAUCACAUUGGUGAAGAAUGAACUGAACAAUUUAAAGAAGCUACUGAGUGCUGAUUACCCAGAAUGCUCUGAGAAGGAGGAGAAAGCGGAGGAGGAGGAGGAGGAGGAUCUGGACCAUAUUAGAGAGAGUGUGCUGAAGAUCACACUGCGUAUCCUGAAGAACCUGAAGCAGAAAGAUCUCGCUCACCAACUGCAGAUCAAGCUGGCCUCUGUAUAUCAGCGAAAACUCAAAUCCAGACUUGGAGAUAAAUUUAAAAGGAUAAAUGAAGGAAUCUCCCAGCAUGGGACAUCAGUACUUCUGAAUCAGAUCUACACAGAGCUCUACAUCACAGAGGGCUGGAGUGAAGACGUCAGUGAUGAACAUGAGGUGAGACAGAUUGAGACAGUGUCCAGGAGACCAGUAACAGAGGAGAAACCCAUCAAAUGUAAUGAUCUCUUUAAAGACACGUCCAUCAGAAGUGUGCUGACUAAAGGAGUUGCUGGAAUUGGAAAAACUGUCUCUGUGCAGAAGUUCAUUCUGGACUGGACUGAAGGGAAAGUGAAUCAGGACGUCACCUUCAUGUUUCCACUUCCCUUCAGAGAGCUGAAUCUGAUGAAGCAGCAAAACCUCAGUCUGAUGAAUCUUCUUCAUCAGUUUUUCCCCGAUAUUAAGGACCUAGAAGUAAUAGACAGUGAUACCUACAAAAUCCUGUUGAUCUUUGAUGGUCUGGAUGAGUGUCGACUUCCUCUAGAUUUCCAGAACAAUGAGAGAUUGUGUGAUGUGACAGAGUCGGCCUCAGUGGAUGUGCUGCUGACAAACCUCAUCAAGGGGAACCUGCUUCCCUCUGCUCUCCUCUGGAUAACCACUCGACCAGCAGCAGCCAAUCAGAUCCCUUCUGAGAGUGUAGACCAGGCAACAGAGGUACGGGGGUUCAGUGAUCCUCAGAAAGAGGAGUACUUCAGGAAGAAGAUCAGUGAUCAGAGCCUGGCCAAUAAAAUCAUCACACACAUGAAGUCUUCAAGAAGCCUCUACAUCAUGUGCCACAUCCCAGUCUUCUGCUGGAUCUCAGCCACUGUUCUCGAAAGAAUGUUAGGUGAAGCAGAGAGUGGAGAGAUCCCCAAGACUCUGACUCAAAUGUUCACACACUUCCUUAUCUUUCAGAUCAAACACAAGGAACAAAAGUACCAUGGAACAUAUGAGCCUGAUCCUCAGCAGACCAGAGAGAGUAUCCUGGCACUGGGAAAACUGGCUUUCCAACAGCUGGAGAAAGGAAACCUGAUCUUCUAUGAGGAAGACCUGAGAGAGUGUGGCAUUGGUGUUCAAGAAGUGGCAGUGUACUCAGGGGUGUGUACUCAGAUCUUCAGAAAAGAAUCGGGACUCCACCUGGGGAAGAUGUUCAGCUUUGUGCAUCUGAGCAUUCAGGAGUUUUUGGCUGCGUUGUAUGCAUUUCUCUGCUUUCUUGACAAAACCCCAACAAAAGAGCAAACUACUGCUCUGUCUGGUCUUUUCAACACACCAGAAAUGUCUGACUUCCUCAAAGGUGCAGUGGACCAGGCCUUACAGAGUGACACCGGACACUUGGAUCUUUUCCUUCGCUUCCUUCUGGGCCUCUCAGUGGAGUCCAAUCAGAAGCUCAUUCGAGAUCUGCUGCCACACACAGGAAGCAGCUCUGACUGCCAGAAGGACAUAGUUGAGUACAUCAAGUUCAAGUUUGAACAAAAUCCAUCUCCAGAGAGAUUAAUAAACCUUUUCUACUGUCUGAAUGAGUUAAAUGAUGAUUCACUUGUGAAAGAGAUCCAAAGUUACAUGAGCUCAGGACAUCUCUCUGAAGCUGAACUCUCACCUGCUCAGUGGUCUGCUCUGGUCUUUGUGUUGCUGACGUCAGAUGAGGAUCUGGAAGUGUUUCAGCUACAGAAGUUCAUAAAGUCAGAUGAAUGCUUUAAGAGGCUGCUACCAGUCGUCCAGCAAGCCACAACAGUUCUGCUCAGUGAUUGUAACCUGACAGAGAGAAGCUACUCAGCUUUACACACAGUUCUCAGCUCUGAAUCCUCCAAACUGACUGAGGUGGAUCUGAGCAGUAACCAUCUGGAGGACUCGGGAGUGAAGCAGCUUUGUGUUGGACUGAAGAGUCCAAACUGUAAACUGGAGAAGCUGAGACUUUCAGACUGCAGGAUAACAGAGGAAGGAUACGCUGCUCUGGCUGAAGCUCUGAAAUCAUCCCACCUGAUAGAGCUGGAUCUCAGAGGGAACGACCCUGGAGCAUCAGGAGUGAAGCUGCUCACUGAUUUACUCCAGGAUCCAGACUGUAAACUAACAACACUGAGUUUGUUGAAACGUCCUGCUGCACAAGAGGCCUGUACUUGGCUAAAUUCAGUUUUAGGUGAAAACCCUUUACUCCUAAAAGAGCUGGAUCUGAGCAUGAAGGAACUAGGAGACUCAGGGGUGAAGAAGCUCUCAGCUCUACUGGAAGACUCUCACUGUAAAUUUCAGAAAAUUCGACUGUGUAACUGCAGUGUAGCAGCUGAAGGCUGUGCUGCUUUGGCUGCAGCUCUGGAAGAAAAUCCCUCACAGCUCAGAGAGCUGGAUCUGAGCGGGAAUAAAGCAGGAGACUCAGGAAUAAAGCAGAUCUCGAACCUCCUACAGAAUUCACACUGCCUCCUGGAAACACUCAAGUUGUGUCAGUGCCGUCUCUCUGAGGAAGAUUGUGGUGCUGUUGUAUCGGCUCUGAGAACAAACCCCUCACACCUCAAGGAGCUGGACCUGAGUGAGAACACAAUUGGAGACUCAGGAGUGAAGGAGCUCUCUGAUCUACUGCACAACUCAAACUGCACUCUGGAGAAACUGAAGCUGAGUAACUGCAGUAUUACAGUGAGCGGCUGUACUGAUCUGAUAUCAGCUCUUACUUCAAACUCUUCACACCUGACAGAGCUGGACCUGAGUGAGAACACACUGGGAAAUCCAGGAGUGAUUCGGAUCUCUACUCUACUAAAGAGCUCAUCCUGCAAACUCCAGACGCUUCGACUUUCAGACUGUAAUAUAACAGAGAAAGGAUACACUGAUCUGGCUGAAGCUCUGAAGUCACAGCGCUCAUCACACCUGAGAGAGCUGGAUCUCAGAGGGAACGACCCUGGAGCAUCAGGAAUGAAGGAGUUUAGGAAUUUGCUGAAUGAUGGAAAAUGUACACUGAGGUUGUUGAAAAGUCCCAAUGCACAGACAGCUUAUGAUCAUGUGACUAAAGUUGUGGGUAUAAACCCAAUCCUGCAGACGGACCUGAAUCUGAGUGGGAAAAUCGCAGGAGAUUCAGGAGCAGAGCAACUCUCUGCUUUACUGAAGGAUCCACACUGCAGAGCUGAAAAACUUCAACUCCGUGAGUGUAAUCUGACAGAGAAAGGAUGUUCAGCUCUGCUCACAGCUCUCAGAUCAGAAUCCUCCACCCUGAGGGAGCUGAAUCUGAGUCAGAACAGGAUUCAGGAUUCAGGAGUGAAGCUGCUCUCUGCAGAACUGAAGAAUCCACACUGUAAACUGGAGACUGUGAGACUUUCAGACUGCAGUAUAACAGAGGAAGGAUACACUGCUCUGGCUGAAGCUCUGAGACUAAACCCAUCAUCACACCUGAGAGAGCUGGAUCUCAGAGGGAACGACCCUGGAGCAUCAGGAGUCCAACAACUUACUGACUGCAAAACUAACAAACUGACACUCAGGUUGUUGAAAAGUGCUGAAGCAGAGGAAGCCUACAACCUUCUUACUCGAAUGUUCAGUAAAAACCCCUUACUGCACACAGAGCUGGAUCUGAGCGACAUAACAUCAGAAGACGACAGAGUGGAUCAGCUCUCGGCUCUGCUGCAGGAUCCACAUUACAGACUGCAGAAACUUGCGUAA